AUGGCUGCCAAAGAGGACCUCUACAGUAAAAUCCUCCCUCGGAGGCUCCGGCAGAACCGACCGGGUUCAGUGAAAUGUGGCUCCAACCUGGACGUGCUGUUAUCUAUGGGCUUCCCCAGACCGAGAGCACUGAAAGCUCUGGUAUCAACAGGAGGUCGGAGUGUUCAAGCAGCAUGUGACUGGCUCUUCUCUCAUGUAGAUGACCCGUUCCUGGACGACCCUCUGCCCAGGGAGUUUGUCCUCUACCUGCGGCCCAGCGGACCCCUGCAGAACCAGCUCUCACACUUCUGGCAGCAGAGCCGCGUCACAUGUGGCAAAAACAAAGCACACAACAUUUUCCCACACAUCACCCUCUGCCAGUUCUUCAUGUGUGCAGACCACAAAGUGGAAGCCCUGUGCGAGGCCCUGCAGGCGUCCGUCCAGCAGUGGCGGGGUCGAUUCCCCAGCCCUCUGCCUCUGGAGCUCUACACAUCCUCCAACUUCAUCGGCCUGUUCGUGGAGGAGACGGUGGCCGACGUCCUCAAGCAGUUUGCCGCUGACUUCUCCACAGAGGCCGCCAGGAAGGCAGAGGUGCAUGUGGAGCCUCAUAAGAAGCAGCUCCAUGUAACACUGGCCUACAACUUCCCCACCAAUCACCUGCCUUCACUGGAGAAACUGGCCAAGGGCAUUGAAGUUAAGCUGGGCUGUGAUUGGCUGGCAGUCUUGUUUUCCCGGGACAUUCGUUUUGCAAACCAUGAGACGCUGCGGGUAAUGUACCCCUACUCGCCUCAGAACGAGGAUGAGCUGGAGCUGGUUCCUGGAGAUUUUGUCUUCAUGUCUCCGGUGGAUCAGAGCAGUACCAGCGAGGGCUGGGUGUACGGGACCUCGCUGGGCUCAGGGCUGUCCGGCCUGCUGCCUGAGAACUACGUCAGCCUGGCGGAUGAGUCCGAGACCUGGGUGUUCCAUGGCUCCCAUUCCUUCUUCAGCUGUGGGCCAAGUGACAGGAGCAGUAAGGACAGAGGGAUGUUUGACGGGCUGCUGGACAGCCGACGGAUGGAGAACAGCAGUCCUGGAGACACCCCCACCCUCAGUCUCAUCUGUCAUCCAAUGCAGCAGGUCCUGCGGAUAAGUAGCAGUCAUUCUAGGCAGCCCAAGCGGACGCUCUUCGUCUGUCGGCAUGGGGAGAGGAUGGACGUGGUGUUCGGAAAACACUGGCACUCCCUCUGCGCCGACAGUAAAGGCAGAUAUGUACGCUCCAAUCUGAACAUGCCUCCCAGUUUGCCGCUGUGGGGGGGGCAGAGAGAUUACGACAUGGACGCUCCCAUCACUGUGAUCGGAUCCACACAGGCUCGACUUGUGGGUGAGGCUCUGUUAGAGAGUAACACAGUGAUCGACUUUGUGUACUGUUCUCCUUCUCUGCGAUGUGUUCAGACUGCACAGAACAUCCUGAAAGGUCUGCAGCAGGAUGGUAAGCUGAAGGUGCGAGUGGAACCGGGGCUUUUUGAGUGGACCAAGUGGGUUUCGGGGACCUCCCUGCCUGCGUGGAUCCCCCCCACUGACCUGGCUGCAGCCCACUUCAGUGUGGACACAACAUACAGACCUCUGAUCCCAGUCAGCAAGCUCAGUGUGUCCGAACCUUACGAGACCUACAUGAGCCGGAGCUACCAAGUGACCAAAGAUAUCCUGUCAGACUGCAGAAACACUGGAAACAACGUGCUGAUUGUAGCCCACGCUUCUUCCUUAGAGGCGUGCACACGGCAGCUGCAGGGCCGCGGCCCACAGAGCGCCAAGGACUUCAUCCAAGUAGUCCGAAAGAUCCCCUACCUGGGCUUCUGUUCCUGUGAGGAGCAGGGAGACACAGGGGUUUGGCAGUUAGUGGACCCUCCCAUCCUCCCCCUCACACACGGACCAAACCACUCCUUGGACUGGAGGGAGACACUGAUGCAAGAAUGACAUCUGAUCUGAACUCUGUCCAACCUGAUCAGACUGUGCUCCUUCCCCUCCACUGACUGCAGGAACAAGUUUCAGACCAGUGCCACUAAAAUACUGGAAGCUUUCUUUUUCCCGCCUCUUCACACAGCUGGUGGCUCAGCAGUGAGCCAUGAAAAAGCUUCCUGCCUGAAUAUGAAGAAAAGUCGCAGCCGAUGAAUGGUUGUCGAACUGACUGAUCUGACUCUGAGGCUGGAUUAAACAAUGAUUUAACAAAUGUCCACUUACAAUAAUUACAGUAUUUCAUUUUUAUUUUUGCAGGUAGAGUGAGAUUGAAUUAGUCUGGCAGUACGGGUGUUGGCUGCACUGCGUGGGAGAGCUCUCACUGAACACCAGCUGACUUUGUCAUCCCAGUCUCAGAACAUUUUGUGAAAUAAGCACAUCUUUUAACAGAUAAUAUUGUCCUAUGUGUAAAGAAAAAUGAUUUAUUACAAACAAAAAUGCCUGAAAAUUUAGUUUUUUUGUUGUUGUUUUUAUAAACAGAUAACUGUAUGAAUGCAGAAUCUUGAGGCAACAUGACAAGAUUUUGUUAUUGCAUCGCAUUUUGAGCAGUAUUGACCAAUUAUUUGUUUGCGUGCUUUGCUUGCACCCAGGUUAGAAGACUGUGUUGAGAGUGUACCUCUCUAGUGUCUACCUAGGCGUUGUGCACACGGGAACGCAUUACCUCCCUCCCAUUUUUGAAGUCAUCAACCAUUUUCUGACGACUAUUUCCUUUUUCUUAAAUAAAAAAUAGGUUAAGUGAGCUACUUCUUAAACAACCUGGUCGCAGAAGUCGUCUCUUAACUCCAACUUAAUUUCAAUGUCUCAAUUUGCCAACAUUACUGAGGGCUCUCGAAAUCAGCAUGCCUUAUAGGCUAAUUCAAUUCUAAAUUAUCAGACUGAUGUCACUGCAAUUUUAGCUACCUGUUUUUUUCUCAUUUACACUUGAAUUUAGACUAUAUCUUGCAGGCUCAUUUCCCCUCAAUAAAAUAUGUAUUUCACAUUUUGUGGUUCCCUAAAUAUGAACUGGCUAACUCAAAACUCAAAUUGGUUGACUUUACUAAACCUAGCUUACUAACAUUAAACAUUAGCUGUAAUCAUACAAGAGUAUACAUUUAAACCCAUUAAAAUUAAUUGAAUUAAAUGUUCAAAUGAGGUCUUGCUAAAAUCAGCGUGACCAUGCUUACCAUGUGGUGUUUAUAAUUUAGGUUUUAGCAUGUGUUAUUAGCCUGUCAUCAUGCAAUAACAAUUAAACAUGUAAUGCUAACAUUAGCAUGAUUAUGUUGCCUUCCAAUGGGAUUGUGGUUAGUAUCUUCAAGUAAAGAGAUUAUAUGAAUUAUUGACGUCAUUAUGUAUUUGCAUUUAAUGCAUUACCUUACAUGCUUGCUAGCUUACUGAAAUGUUAGCCAUGGUGGCUUGACACGUUGUUUCGACUUAACAUCUUAAACAACAAAUAUAUUGUGUACACCCAUGUCAUAACCACAAGCUCAUGAGUACCAUCUGACAGCAGCAUUAGUUCCAACAUACUGUAAGUAUCUCAGAUGCUAAACCUUGUAGCACUUGCUUUUUACUUAGGAUACUGUAAACCAUUUUGACUUGGCAGUAUUUAAACCCCACUAAAAUUUACAAACAAUAACAACAAACAAAUUUGUCUCAAAAAUUGGGUUUCUGGUGUGUAAUGCAAAUUACAAUCUCAGUGGGUUUCAUUUGUAUGGCUAUAGAUUUGGUGGUUUCAGGUAGAUCUUUAUUCCAAUGUAACUGAAAGUUUGCACAACUUUAGUUUGAGUAUGUGCUUAAUUCACAAAAUUGAAUGAGACUGUGAGAGUGUAAUAUCAUACAGUAAAAUCCCUGCUUGUGUGUACAGAUCCCAGCAGCAUAUUCACCGUUCAUUCACACCGCUACUGCCCUUCUUCAGUGAGGGAAAACAUAUCAGUGCUGGCUUCACGUCUUCAUCAGGGAAUCGCCUAUUUUGGUAGCACAUCCAGUACAGCAGUGUCUUCUGUCAUUAAUGUAUUGUAUGUAAAAGGAACAGUAACUAUAUAACAGCAAAACCUGCACUAUUGACAAUCAAAUGAUAACUGCUUAAUUCUGUUCCGAUUUUUUCUUUUGUAAGUUUGAGUUUGGUAAAUGUUCUUCAAAAUUCAGAGUAGCUGUAAAUAAUCAUAUUUUAGGGAAAAAAGUCUUCCAGUUGCAUUUUUAUUUAUUUAUCAACCUUUCAUUCAGAUGUUACAAGCAAACAUAUUAACAGCAUGCACAAUUUUUAUGCUCGGUAUCUCAGGUGUUGACUGCAUUUAAGACAUGUUCCAGUAAUUGAGUGACUGUGUUGUUGUGAGUGCCUGUUGGGAAUAAAGUGAUGUCUCCUGA
Molecule: messenger RNA, 4311 nt
Organism: Trematomus bernacchii (emerald rockcod)
Lineage: Eukaryota; Metazoa; Chordata; Actinopteri; Perciformes; Nototheniidae
Gene: ubash3bb
Product: ubiquitin associated and SH3 domain containing Bb
Exons: 14
Coding region: 1-1932 (643 amino acids)
Molecular function (GO): protein binding
Source: RefSeq, a predicted model, not a curated record